AUGAAUGGCGUGGCGGCAUUGGAGCAACGGCGGCAGCCCGUAACAUCAACAGCAGAUUGGGCGAGGGCACCACUACCAUCAGGACUGUCAAGCGCUGGUUUGCUCAUUUCACAAGCGGAGACACCGUCUUCGAAGACAACCCUCGGUCAGGACCCCCACCCCCACACUGUCGAAGACUCCGCCAUUCUCGACGCUGUCAAGGAGGAUCCGGAGAUCAACACCCGCGAUCUUGCGACGAGGCUGGGGUGUAGUCAUUCAACACUCGUCAAUCGCCUCCAGGCAAACUCGGCGCUUUGUCGCCGUGCCGGCGAACCUGAACUUACAAUGGGGAAAGACUACAAAUAUGGUGGUUAUCAUUACGGGUAUUCGCAGGCUCCAACAGCACCAAGCAUGGAGAUCACUAUAAACCAGAAUGGUGCAGACUCCGCGAAAAAUCCCUAUCAAACUCCUGGACCAAUUGGACGAGGGCGACCACCGCUGUCAGCGCCACCUCAUCCGCCACCACCUCCGCCAUCGUAUGGCGGUUAUGAGCAUCCCGCCUAUAAUCCUCUGUGGUUCGACAGGUUUCCACGUCGAGAGAAUCGAGGAAUGUUCAGAUUGUGCCUUGUCGAGCUGAUGUUGGCUGUUGUAAUCCUCGCUGGAGGAAUUUGGUGCUAUCAAGACACCUCCGAUUACUGCCCAUACUAUUCGGCAAUAUGGACAUCAGUUAUUUAUGUUGUAAAUUCUUUGGUAGGAAGUGCUGCAGCUAAAAUUGGCUCCAUCAAUCUCUACAUGGCUCAUCUGGUGUUGUCGUUGGUCGCUGUAGCGAUGUGUUUCAUCAGUGGAGCACUGAGUGCUAGGGUGAUCACGUUCAUACUCGCCUAUAAACUCAAGAAGAAGUCCUACCAUCACCAACCUCGCGACACUGUCGUUACCCUUGCAAAAACACUCAAAAAACAAUAUUUAUAG
This is a messenger RNA of Necator americanus (New World hookworm), 948 nucleotides long. RefSeq lists its product as uncharacterized. The record is from RefSeq and is a predicted model, not a curated record. Gene Ontology annotation, cellular component: membrane. The transcript has 6 exons. Bases 1 to 948 code for a protein of 315 amino acids. Lineage: Eukaryota; Metazoa; Nematoda; Chromadorea; Rhabditida; Ancylostomatidae.